ACAAAAAUAGUUAGAAGUUGCACGUUUCAGAACCUAGGUAACAUGUGGAUGGGUCCUAUAGAAGAUUACAUAGGAAGAGGUGUUUACACUUAUUGAGGAAGAAAGAGAGAAAAAGUAGUAACUAUUGGUGCCAUUGCAAAGAUAUAAGAAGACAAUUAGUUUUUUUCUUUCUUUCACAUUUCGUGCUGGUUGAUGAUUCCAAAGCUGUAAGCAUCUCUGCACUGGACCCCUUCUCAAAAACUCAGCCAGCCACAAGAUGAUCACUCAACAUCAAACCCACAAACUUCUCGCCACGUGUCCAGCCCUCAGAAUUCUAUCCUUCCUUUCCAUUUCCAUUCAACAACUAAUAUAGCCUUCUUAGUCCCCUGCUGCCUUUACAUACGAUCUCACUCACCAUCAAACAACUACAACAUCUGCGGUUAGUAUGUUGAAAGUAGAGAGUAACUGGGCACAAGCCUGUGAUACAUGCCGAUCAGCCGCCUGCACCGUGUACUGCCGGGCUGAUUCUGCCUACUUGUGCUCCAGUUGUGAUGCUCAAGUUCAUGCUGCCAAUCGUCUUGCUUCCCGCCAUGAACGUGUUCGAGUCUGUCAAUCAUGUGAGCGAGCCCCGGCUGCCUUUUUCUGCAAGGCAGAUGCUGCAUCUCUAUGCACAACCUGUGAUUCAGAGAUUCAUUCCGCAAACCCACUUGCUAGACGCCAUCAACGAGUUCCAAUUCUGCCCAUUUCUGAGUACUCUUACAGUUCCACGGCCACUAACCAUUCAUGUGAGACAACAGUGACAGAUCCAGAGAACAGACUUGUGCUUGGUCAAGAAGAAGAGGAUGAAGAUGAAGCAGAGGCGGCUUCAUGGUUGUUGCCUAAUUCAGGGAAAAACAGUGGUAACAACAAUGGCUUCUCGAUUGGGGAUGAGUUUCUGAACCUUGUUGAUUAUAGUUCGAGUGAUAAGCAAUUCACAGAUCAAUCCAAUCAGUAUCAACUAGACUGCAACGUACCUCAGAGGAGCUAUGGGGAAGAUGGAGUUGUUCCACUUCAAAUUGAAGUAUCAAAGGGCAUGUACCAAGAGCAACAGAACUUUCAGCUGAGUAUCAACUGUGGCUCCUGGGGAGCUCUUCGAAGCUCCAAUGGUUCCCUCAGUCAUAUGGUGAAUGUUUCAUCUAUGGACCUGGGAGUUGUGCCGGAGUCAACAACGAGUGACGCAACAGUAUCAAACCCAAGAUCGCCCAAAGCGGUAACAGACCAACCACCUUACCCUCCAGCUCAGAUGCUCAGUCCAAGGGACAGAGAAGCUAGAGUCCUGAGAUACAGAGAGAAGAAGAAGAUGAGGAAAUUUGAGAAGACGAUAAGAUAUGCUUCAAGGAAAGCGUAUGCAGAGAAAAGACCACGGAUCAAGGGCCGGUUUGCAAAGAAGAAAGAUGUCGAUGAAGAGGCAAACCAAGCUUUCUCCACAAUGAUAACAUUUGACACCGGAUAUGGAAUUGUUCCAUCAUUCUGAUGCUGCUAUGGCAAAACUAGACUGCAUGCUUGUAAAUUACUUCUGGUUUGAAAUUCCUGCAAGUUAUUACCACGGUUUUAUGCAUAUAGGGUCUGUAGUUUACUAGUUUUGCCUAACUAGUACGAGUUAAUUAGAUAUACACUCAUACUUAGCUGCUGUAAGUUAAUACAAAUUUUGCCCACUUGGUAGAAGUCCUCUUAUCUAUG
Messenger RNA from Arabidopsis thaliana (thale cress), 1698 nucleotides. It is a transcript of the gene COL1, whose product is annotated as CONSTANS-like 1. Gene Ontology annotation, biological process: regulation of flower development; regulation of DNA-templated transcription. The transcript has 2 exons. Gene Ontology annotation, cellular component: nucleus. Bases 425 to 1492 code for a protein of 355 amino acids. Gene Ontology annotation, molecular function: zinc ion binding. The record is from RefSeq and is marked reviewed. NCBI's taxonomy places the organism in Eukaryota, Viridiplantae, Streptophyta, Magnoliopsida, Brassicales, Brassicaceae.